Molecule: messenger RNA, 229 nt
Organism: Castor canadensis (American beaver)
Lineage: Eukaryota; Metazoa; Chordata; Mammalia; Rodentia; Castoridae
Source: RefSeq, a predicted model, not a curated record
GUUCCGGAGGGACGGUGCAGACAUCCACUCCGAGCUAUUUAUUUCCAUAGCUCAGGCUAUCCUUGGGGGGACAGCAAGAGCCCAGGGCCUGUACGAGACAAUCAAUGUGACGAUCCCCCCUGGGAUUCAAACAGACCAGAAGAUUCGCUUGAGUGGGAAAGGCAUUCCAGGAUUAACAUACGGCUACGGUGACCACUACAUUCACAUCAAGAUCAGAGUUCCAAAGUAA